AUGGCUUCAACAGGUUAUGGGCCCAGCAGAGAAUCACGCUGGUCAAGGUUGACUUUCGAUGGAAACGAAAGCAAUUACGAACUGUGGGAAGCGAAAUUCCUCGCGCACAUGAGGUUAUUAAAACUAAAGGAUACUAUCCUGCCGUCUGAAGAAGAGGCUGACGCAACAAAGAACGAAGAAUGCUACGCCGAGCUUAUACAGUGUUUGGACGACACCAGUCUGUCAUUGGUAAUGAGGGAUGCUACCGACGAUGGCCGAAAGGCUUUACAAAUACUCCGAGACCAUUAUGCAAAUCAAGGCAAACCAAGAAUCAUCACACUCUACACUGAGCUAACGUCACUUGAAAAAGCACUUCACGAGACAGUCACAGAUUACUUAAUAAGAGCCGAGAAAGCAAUAACAGCGCUUAAGAACGCCAAAGAAACGUUAAGCGAUGGGCUAAUAAUUGCUAUGAUCUUAAAGGGGCUGCCUGAUUCAUAUAAACCGUUCUCGAUACAUGUGACCCAAAGUGCAAGUGAGAUAACGUUCGCGAAGUUUAAGAGCAUGUUGAGGAGCUUCGAAGAAACGGAAAAGCUCAACACCAAACCGAAAGUUGAUCAGGUAAUGAAAGCUGAGUUUUCUUCGCAAACAAUGACAUGUUAUGGCUGCGGGAAAAGAGGGCAUUUAGUCAGAGAGUGCCCUGCUAAGAGCGAGAAGAAGUGGUGUAACUAUCACAAAAGUACAACACACUCGGAUAGCACCUGCAGAAGUCUACAAAAGAGCAAAGACCAAGCCAAACAGGUGUCGGAGAAAGAAAACACUUCUAAAGAUGAACAUUCAUUUGCAUUAAAAUUUAACGACGAAACAACAGGGAAAAUCAAUCGAAUGGGAAUGUUGGUUGACACAGGUGCCACUUCUCACAUUGUUACUACUGAUAUUUUAAAGCAAAUAGACAUGACAUUUAAACCAUCAAAACAUUUCAUUGAACUGGCUGAUGGCACACGAGCCAGUAAUAUUGCAUUGAAACGAGGGGAUGCUGAAGUGUUUCUGAAAGAUACAAAUGGAAAAUGUGUGAAAACGGUGCUGAAAACGCCUUAUAUAUACCAUCCUAUCCUCAAGAUAUUUUCUCAGUGAAGGCAGCCACAUCAAAUGGAGCCGAGCUUCGAUUUGCCCAAGAUACUGGUGAGCUAACCCUUGAAGAUGGUACCAUUGUUGAAAUUGAAGAACAUGGACGGUUGUACUAUUUGACUUCCAUAGACAGUCAUGAGAACGAGAGCGUAAGUGAAGUAGAUAAAGUAAAUCUCUCGUAUGAUAUUAACACAUGGCAUGAAAUCCUAGGGCACUGCAAUUUUGAAGAUAUUAUAAAACUACAGGGGGUAGUUAAGGGCAUGAAAUUCUCAGGUAAAAUUGAGUCAUCUAAGUUAGGUUGUAAUACAUGUGUGGAAGGAAAAUUUGUGAACAGCAGGAGUAGGAUUCCUGAUGCAAGAUCUCAAAAAUCAUUGGAGAAAGUGCAUGUGGAUUUGGCAGGUCCAGUUUCUCCUGUAUCAAGAGAGGGGUUUAAGUACUGCAUAGCUUUUACUGAUGAUUUCUCAGGAGCAGUAUUUGUUUACUUUCUGAAAUGUAAAAGUGACACCUUUGUAACAACAGAGAAAUUUCUAGCAGACAUCACUCCUUAUGGCAAGGUAAGUUGCAUCCGUUCUGACAAUGGCUCAGAAUUUACAGGUAAGGCGUUUCAAACACUACUAAGGGAGCGUGGCAUAAAACAUGAAACUUCUGCUCCCUACUCGCCACACCAGAAUGGCACCGCCGAAAGGCACUGGCGCACAUUGUUCGAAAUGGGCAGAUGUCUUCUUCAAUCAGGGUUACCCAAAACUCUCUGGCCCUAUGCAAUUCAAACCGCAGCUCACAUUAGGAAUAGAUGUUUUAAUAAGAGAACAAAGACAACACCCUACUUUAGCCUUACUGGGAAAGUACCUGAUCUUUCUAAAAUGUGGAUCUUUGGAUCGGAAUGUUUUGCUUACGAACAGGAGCAUAAGAAAUUAGACUCAAGAUGCAGCAAGGGGGUAUUUGUGGGAUACGACAAAAAUAGCCCUUCUUACCUAGUGUACUACCCCAAAAAUGGGAAAAUCAUGAAACAUCGACUCAUUAGAUUCAUCAAGAAAUGUAGUGUAGAACAGCACACACAAACUGAUGAGUCCAGCAGGGAUUGUGAUGAUGAGUCCAGCAGGGAUUGUGAUGUACAUGAGAAAUCUGACCAUGAUACUAGAUCAGACUUAGAUAGUAUGAGCCUCCCUGUUUUAAGUGCAAUGCCGCCAAAUACAGUGCCUGAUGAGGAGCCUAGGGAUAGUGAGGGAAGGCAUUGCAGCCAUACUGAGAAUGACAGUGAGACAAAACGGUAUCCUCAAAGAGAAAGGAACCCUCCCAGAUACCUAGAAGAGGACACCCUCCUCCCUAAGAAUGCCGAUUGUGCCCACAUUAGUGUAGAUUACUGCUACAAAGUUUGUGGAUUACCACAAAAUUACACAGAAGCCAUGGGAUCACCUCAAGCCAGGGAGUGGGAGCAAGCAAUGAAGGAAGAGAUCAGCUCUCUGAAGGAAAAUGAUACUUACGAAUUAUCAACUUUACCAGAAGGUAAAACUUCAGUAGGGGGAAAAUGGGUGUACACAACCAAACAAGAUCAGAAUGGCAUAGAGUCCUUUAAGGCCAGAUAUGUAGCGAAGGGUUACAGCCAGGUAAAGGGUAUAGAUUAUCAAGAAACUUUCGCCCCGACAGCCAGUAUUACUUCAAUUAGGGUCUUAAUGCAGUUAGCAGUAAAACAUGAUCUUAUUGUCCACCAGAUGGACGUUACAAUUUACAAUUUAUAA
Paramuricea clavata is the source of this 2843-nucleotide messenger RNA. The record is from the annotation of a GenBank genome assembly. Lineage: Eukaryota; Metazoa; Cnidaria; Anthozoa; Malacalcyonacea; Plexauridae.